UAUAGAAAGAGUUGAAGAGUCUUGAUGAUUAGGGUGGGUAGGUAGAGAGAGAAAGUGUUUGUGUAUGAAAUAGAGACCUUUGUUUUGUGUUGUGUCUCAUAAUCUCCACACUUUGUUCACUGUUCUUCCAGCCUCCACUCCCUCAUACAAACAAAGCAACAAAGAAACUCCUCAUCGUCAAUCAUUGUGGAGAAAAGAAGUGAGCAGACUGAUUCUGUUGGGUUCUGAAUUUCAGCCAUAUACAACUAAAGUUACAAGUUUGAACUGAAAUGGAAACUGAAAAAUCUAACAUUUCAAAGGCUGAAGAACUUAAAACCCUUGCCAAUGAAGCUUUCAAUGCUCGAAAAUACUCCCAAGCCAUUGAUCUAUAUACUCAAGCAAUUGAGCUAAACGGUGGAAAUGCAGUUUACUAUUCUAAUCGUGCCUUUGCUCAUCUUCGGCUUGAGGAAUAUGGUAGUGCAAUACAAGAUGCCUCAAAGGCUAUUGAAGUUGAUCCUAAAUAUUCAAAGGGUUAUUACAGGCGAGGUGCUGCUUAUAUUGGGCUGGGAAAAUUCAAGGAAGCACUGAAAGAUUUUCAGCAGGUCAAGAAAAUGUGUCCAAAUGAUCCUGAUGCAACAAAGAAACUGAAGGAAUGUGAAAAGGCAGUUAUGAAGCUUAAAUUUGAAGAAGCAAUUGCUGCACCUGAGUCUGAAAGGCGUUCAAUAGCUGAAUCGAUAGAUUUCCAUACAAUAGGAAAGGGCCGCAAUUCUUCGGUGCCAACCGAAGUGGCCAUAGCAGCAGUGGUAGCAGUUAUGGCAGCAGCGGUGAUGUUGUUCAGGACAUCAAAGACCACAAUAGUAAUUGCAAUUGUGGUUGGUUUGCUGUUGCUCCUCGGGGCUUAUUGGUGGAGUGGCCACAAUACUGAUGUCGAGCCACAAUAUUCAGGAGCAAGAAUAGAGGGGGAUGUUGUUACUUUGGAUUUUGUGAAAAAAAUGAUGGAAGAUUUCAAGAACCAGAAGUUCUUACAUAAACGGUAUGCAUUCCAGAUUGUAUUGCAAACAAGAGAAAUUUUGCAAUCUUUGCCUUCUCUUGUUGACAUACAUGUUCCUAAUGGCAAACGUUUUACUGUUUGUGGUGAUGUGCAUGGUCAGUUCUAUGAUCUUUUGAAUAUUUUUGAGCUUAAUGGACUUCCUUCAGAAGAGAAUCCGUAUCUAUUUAACGGUGACUUUGUGGAUAGGGGAUCUUUUUCAUUGGAAGUUAUCCUGACCUUGUUUGCAUUUAAGUGCCUGUCUCCAUCAGCCAUAUAUUUAGCCAGAGGAAAUCACGAGAGCAAGAGCAUGAACAAGAUAUAUGGUUUUGAGGGUGAGGUGCGCUCAAAGUUGAAUGAUACUUUUGUCGAACUCUUUGCGGAAGUAUUCUGCUUUUUACCACUGGCUCAUGUGAUAAAUGAGAAAGUUUUCGUAGUUCAUGGAGGUCUUUUCAGUGUUGACGGGGUCAAACUCUCUGACAUCCGAUCAAUUAAUCGAUUCUGUGAACCUCCUGAAGAAGGGCUGAUGUGUGAAAUUCUUUGGAGUGAUCCACAACCUCUCCCUGGAAGGGGCCCAAGCAAGCGUGGUGUGGGUCUUUCUUUUGGUCCAGAUGUUACAGAACAGUUUUUGCAGGAAAAUAAUUUAGAUUUAGUUGUGAGAUCUCAUGAAGUAAAGGAUGAGGGUUACGAGAUUGAACAUGAUGGUAAACUCAUAACUGUCUUUUCUGCUCCAAAUUACUGUGACCAGAUGGGUAACAAAGGUGCCUUUAUUCGAUUUGAAGCACCAGAUUUGAAACCUAACAUUGUCACAUUCUCAGCAGUGUCACACCCUGAUGUCAAACCAAUGGCUUAUGCAAACAACUUCCUCAGGAUGUUCUCAUAAUUUACAAAGCUGACUAGAAGCCUAGAACUGUCAAUGGUUUAAUGCUGUUUUGAAUGACUGUUAUUCGCCAAGGACAUGAUUCAAGCGAUGGCUAGAGAAGAUUUGGUACCGUGCUACAUGUUUAUCUUUGUUGUUCUGUAUAAUAUUUUUGGCUCAACAUUUUAUUAAAACUCAUUUUUUCUCCCCCUCCCCCCUAAUCUUUACCCGUUCAGUUUUGUGCUGUUUUAUUUUCUGUGAACAAGUGUAAGGAAAUUUACAUCUCCAUUUAGCUUCAUGAAACUCUGGUGAUAAUGUUUAACUGAAAUGACCACAUGAAAAUCACUGCUUAGAUGCAAGACCAUUUACUA
Vigna angularis (adzuki bean) is the source of this 2236-nucleotide messenger RNA. RefSeq names its product serine/threonine-protein phosphatase 5. Gene Ontology annotation, molecular function: protein serine/threonine phosphatase activity; protein binding. Lineage: Eukaryota; Viridiplantae; Streptophyta; Magnoliopsida; Fabales; Fabaceae. Bases 270 to 1889 code for a protein of 539 amino acids. The record is from RefSeq and is a predicted model, not a curated record. Gene Ontology annotation, cellular component: cytosol; nucleus. The transcript is spliced from 14 exons.